AUAUAAAAUGUCAUUGUGAUGAGAUGUUAUCAUUCAUAUAAUCAAAACAUUGCGCUCCGAUUACUAGGAAAUUUUGUAUUUUUCUAAUAUUAUAAAAUAAGUAGUGAAAAUAGUUUAUAAAAAUGAGUAACUUUGACUACCUCUUCAAGCCUAUAGUUCUAGUGACAGGAUUUGGGCCGUUCCUAAAUCACCCGGUAAAUGCAAGUUGGGAGGCUGUGAAGCUGAUGAACAAAGACGAGAUAGAAAAGAAACAUAACGUAGAGCUGGUGCAGCUCGAGAUUCCCGUGACGUAUGAAAACGUAGACGAAUUUGUCCCUGCUAUCUGGGAAACACACACUCCGAAGUUAAUGAUCCAUGUUGGUGUGUCAAGCAUAGCCAAUAACAUAACAAUAGAAACACAGGCCCAUCGGAAAGGCUAUCAAAGGCUAGACUAUUUUGAUAAGUGUCCGGCAAAUCAUGUAUGUACGGCAGAAGGUGCUAUAAGGAUUCAUACAAAGUUGGACACGGAGAAACUAUGCAAUGAUUUCAAUGAUGGAAAUCCACCUAAAGAUACAAGUGCUAUCAUUUCUAAAGAUGCUGGCAGAUAUCUAUGUGAAUACAUAUACUACACAUCCCUAAGUGUGGACAACACUAGAACACUCUUCAUCCACGUACCAGAUACUAACGUGUAUUCGUCAGAGCAGACAGCUAGAGCGCUCGAGAAGAUUCUAGACCUCUGCUUAGAACAAGUAAACUCAAUGGAUUCUGCAAAAGAAGUAUCAGAUAAACUUAAAAAUACGAGUUUGAAAUCCGAAAAUGAAAUCGAAAUUAAGUAAAACAAAUAUUUUGUUUGUUGUUAAUUAAUUGUUACUGAUACAUUAUUGUACAUUCCUAGGUAAAUGUUUAAGUGUUAUUACGAGUAUUGGCAUUCAUUAAGGCAAAGUGUUUGUACUUAUUAGAUUUCUAUUUCUUAGAGAACUUUGUAAUAAAACAAUUUAUACGUUUACAGUA
Melitaea cinxia (Glanville fritillary) is the source of this 990-nucleotide messenger RNA. RefSeq names its product pyroglutamyl-peptidase 1. The record is from RefSeq and is a predicted model, not a curated record. Gene Ontology annotation, biological process: proteolysis. Bases 123 to 815 code for a protein of 230 amino acids. Lineage: Eukaryota; Metazoa; Arthropoda; Insecta; Lepidoptera; Nymphalidae. The transcript has 3 exons. Gene Ontology annotation, cellular component: cytosol. Gene Ontology annotation, molecular function: pyroglutamyl-peptidase activity.